AUGCUCCUCCUCCUCAUCCAGCUCGCGACGGUCCUCCUCGCCGCCACCUCGACUGCAGCACAGAACAGCAGCGACGCGCCGACGAGCUAUGUGCUGUCGCUGACGCCAGGCCCGACGCCGGCCAAGACGUGGCUCAGCAGCCCGCUGUUCAACACUGAGCCCACGAUAACCGCGACGCAACCAUGGCGCACGCCCGGCGCGCACAAGGUGCCCGGGACACGGAUCACGUUCCCCUCGACCGGCGACUACUGGGUCAUGAACGGCACGGGCGUGGUCCAGUGGUCGUGGGACGGCGCGUACAACAACAACGGCUCCAAGGCGGACCACUACAUCCGCCUGGCGCACAUCAACACGAGCACCGAGGCCGGCAAGUGGAGCCUCGUCGCGGCGUGGAACGUCCGCCUGCAGGCCGGCGUGCCGGCCCGCAAGGGGGUCGCAUACGCCGAGCUCGGGCACCCGUUCCUCAAAGUCUUCCCCAAGUUUAACAAGACGAUCAGGCCGUUGCCACGCACGGGGUACUACCUCAUCUGGAGCCAGGGCGGCGACGACGAGAACAGCACCGUCGCCAUCUCGGACGUGUUCGAGGUCAAGCCGGCCGGCACGGCCGAGAAGCUGCCCAAGGGCUGGGAGAAGGGGUUCAACGAGGCGGCGUACAAUGCGACCGAGAAGGGCGGCCGCAGCGAAGCGUACACGACCACACGGUACACGCCGCCCUCCUCGCCGACGUCCACCCUCCCCCCGUGGGAACGCCCCAGGGCGCACAACGUGCCGGGCACGCGUAUCACGUUCCCCGCCGCAGGCGACUACUGGGUGGCGGACGGCACCGGCGUCGUCGGGUGGCAGUGGAACGGGGCGUACAACCACACGAAGCAGUGGGACGGGACAGCCGCGAAACAGCCCACGUACUGGCUGUACCUCGCACACGUGAACGUCACGGGCCAGUCACUGACACGGUACACGCUCAUGGCGGUGUGGAACGCGCGGAUCCCCGCCAACGUGCCCGGGUCCAAGGCGUUCGUGUACGCUCAGCUGGGGCACCCUUUCAUCCCCGGCCCCAUCAGCCCGUGCGUUCUGUUCUCAUUGGGGCGCUCACUGACGCAGAGAAACUACCACCCGCCCCCGCGAUUUGGGUACUACAUCUCCUGGGAGCUGUCCCAAGGUGCCGGGAGCUCGCCUGACUCCACGAUCGCCGUCUCCGAGGUUUUCGAGAUCAAGGAGGCCGGCACGAAGGAACAGCUGCCGAAGGGCUGGCAGAAGGGGUACGGGCCGAAAGACUUCCAGAAGUGGAACGCGACGGUCGCCAACGGCGGUAGCAGUGGCGCAGGCGCGCUCACCGCGCCGCUCGCCCUCGUCGUCCUCGGCGUGGCGACUACGCUGGUGCUCUAA
Messenger RNA from Vanrija pseudolonga, 1386 nucleotides. RefSeq lists its product as uncharacterized. Lineage: Eukaryota; Fungi; Basidiomycota; Tremellomycetes; Trichosporonales; Trichosporonaceae. The transcript is spliced from 5 exons. The record is from RefSeq and is a predicted model, not a curated record. Bases 1 to 1386 code for a protein of 461 amino acids.